Pseudogymnoascus verrucosus is the source of this 1808-nucleotide messenger RNA. RefSeq lists its product as uncharacterized. Gene Ontology annotation, biological process: dephosphorylation. The record is from RefSeq and is a predicted model, not a curated record. The transcript is spliced from 2 exons. The coding region runs from base 79 to 1647 and encodes 522 amino acids. NCBI's taxonomy places the organism in Eukaryota, Fungi, Ascomycota, Leotiomycetes, Thelebolales, Thelebolaceae. Gene Ontology annotation, molecular function: phosphatase activity.
ACCGUCGUGGCUCGAGGUUCAGGAGAUGUGCAAUUGUAACGAUCAACAACUUUCAAUUUAGAAAUACGAGAUGCAGAUAUGACAACUCUACGCCCCAGAGCACCGUACUCAGAUGAGGAACUUGCAAAGCUCUACCCGAGCUCCUUGAAGCUUCAACAGGUCCAGGUCCUAUUACGCCAUGGCGAACGAAGCCCAGUCUCCGCCCGCUUCCAAAACGCGGGCCUUGCGCCUUUCUGGCCAUAUUGCUCGGUAGCGCGACAGUUGCUGAAUGCAACAUUGAAUAGCCAAAACUCCCAAUGGGGAACCUUGGAAUGGAAACGCCGCCUCGAGACAUUUGGGCCCGAGGACAACCCCGUCAUAGCUUCCGGGCCAGACGGGGAAGUUGAAACCAUUUGCAACCUAGGAGAGCUGACCGACACUGGGAGGAGAACAACUCAUGCUCUUGGAAAGCGCCUACGGCAUCUGUAUGUGGACCAAUUGAAUUUCAUGCCCUCCACUAUAAGCAAUGGGGAUAUGAUAUAUCUCCGCGCUACUCCGAUACCUCGUGCCUUGGAGUCUAUGCAAGAAGCGUUCUGGGGUUUAUACCCAUCAGACACACGCUCUGCAUCCUUUCCUCCUCCGACAAUCAUAACGAGAAAUCCGUCAGAUGAAACCCUUUUUCCGAACGAUGGGAACUGCAGACGAUUUUCCAUGCUCUCGCGAGCCUUCGCGCAACGCACAGCCGAUCGUUGGAACGAUACAACUGAAAUGGCAUACUUGACGAAGAAGAUCGGAAAGUGGAUGCCGGAUCCAAGCAAAGGUGUAGCAGUGGAUUCACGCCCGAGGCUCUCUGGAAUCAUGGAUACCAUAAACUCAACCCUUGCCCAUGGCCCGGAGACGCGUUUACCGAAAGAGUUCUACGAUGACAAGGGAAGAGAAAUUAUAGAGAAAAUAGGGGUAGAAGAAUGGUUUAGUGGAUAUAAGGAGUCCCAGGAGUAUCGUGCUCUUGGGAUUGGCGGGCUAAUGGGCGACAUCUGUCAACGAAUGGUUGGCCAUAUUGAGAGGAACGGCAACAGUGAUGGGGCAAGUAAUGGCCCAAUUACCAAGGGAACAGAUGGUGAACAAGAUAUUAAACUCGGCUUGAGCGGUUGCCACGACACUACUCUUGCGGCUAUUCUUACGAGCUUGGGUGCGUUUGAUGGCGAGAAAUGGCCUCCUUAUACGAGUCAUGUUGCCCUCGAGCUAUUCAAGAAAGAAGAUCAGCCAGGUCGCCAAGUACUUUCGAAGGAUCAGGUUGCGCCAAACACUGCACAGUCGGUCUUGCCAAAGUCCGAAAAACAAAGCUGGUUUGGUUGGUUUUCGAAGGCAGCCGCGAACCAGAACAAUGCACCGACCGGGAUCUCCAGGAAGAGGAUCGAAGAGCUUAAUGAUACCGAGAAAGAGAAGUUGGAUGGCUACUACGUCCGAAUUAGGUAUAACGAUAAGCCUAUGUACAUUCCCGGCUGUGCACUACCUGGGAACCAUUUGGACGGAGAUGAGAGCUUCUGCACUCUGGCAACAUUCAAGGCCAUUGUCGACAAGUUCACUCCAAAACAUUGGAAAGAAGAUUGCAGGAGCAACCUCGACGCCCCUUCGUUUCCAAAGGCAACAGAGGCUGCUGGCUUUUAGAGUGCAAGGAUAAUAUCUAUAUAGAAUAUAUACAUAUAGAGGCGGCUUCAUUUUAAACUAGAAUCAAGAACAACUGUAUCUGUAUCUAGAAAGGCCCUCAUAAGAAAUGGCAUUGCACAGCAUUCUACUGCCAUCGUUCCUCUGUCCCGCACUUUUACCAG